UUCACCCUUUUAAAAUCACGAGAUCCCCACGCAUUUCCCCUUUCCCCUCUCUCUCUCUUCAAAACCCCCCCUUUCUCUCUCUACCAUCGCUCCCUCACUUCACAUUGCCGACGAUAAUCCCAAAGACUCACAGGGGAAAAAAAAGGACUUCGAAAACCGCCCCCAAAUAAAAUGUCCGCCAAAAUCAAACCGGAAUUAGGGCUCCAAUCCCUCUCCGAUCGCCUCCGAAACACCCUCUCCUACUCCGCCGCCGAUUGCGCCGCCGCCGAUGACGUCAACAAGCCGGACUUCCGCGAACUUGAUCUCGCCUCGCCGGUCUCCCCCCUCCGAACCCGGCUCACCACCACCACCGCCACCAGCAGCAGCUCCAGCUCCUCCGGAUCCGUCUCGGGCCGGAAUUCAUCCGGAUUCAACCCGAAUCCGCCCCCAAAAUCCGAUUCAAACCCUAACACUAACAGCCAUUCCGGCGAGCUUUCCGUCGAGAGCUCCCCUUCCGCGAACCGGAGCUCUAAACCGGCCCACACCCGCUCCGAUUCGGCCGGUUCGCUGACCUCGCCGGCCUCAAAUGUGCUUCCCACCGGCAACAUUUGCCCCUCCGGUCGGAUUUCGAAAACCGGGAUGUCGAGCCGGUCUUCGAAAACCGACGUUUUGGGGUCCGGUUCGGUGAAUUACGGCCACGGGAGCAUAAUGCGGGGCGGCCUAGCGGCUAAACCGGCGCUGGACGCCUCCCCGCCGGUUUUCUCGAGGGGGCUGAUGGUGGGCGGUGAGCCGGCGAAGAGGGCUGCGGUCAGCGGCGGGAGUGAUCCCGAGGAGGUGAAGAGGAUGGGGAAUGAGAGCUACAGGAAGGGUAAUUUCGCGGAGGCUUUGAGCCUUUAUGACAAGGCCAUCGCUUUGUCGCCGGGGAAUGCUGCCUACCACUUUAACCGGGCGGCGGCGCUGAUGGGGCUGCGGCGGCUGGUGGAGGCGGCGAGGGAGUGUGAGCAUGCCAUUGGGUUGGAUCCGGGUUAUGUGAGGGCUCACCACCGCUUGGGAUCUCUGCUUCUUAGCUUAGGUCAUAUUGAGAAUGCGAGGAAACAUAUUUGUUUUAGUGGGCACCAACCAGAUUCUGCUGAGGUGCAGAAGUUACAGUCUGUAGAGAAGCACAUGAGCAAGUGCACUGCUGCACGAAGAGGUGGCGAUUGGAGAAGUACGUUGAGGGAAGUCGAAGCUGCCAUUGCAUCUGGAGCUGAUUCUUCACCUCAGCUUUGCGCGUGUAGGGCAGAAGCUCUGUUGAAACUCCAUCAACUAGAUGAUGCAUUUUUGGCGUCGCCAAGCAUCUAUAAUUCUGCUCCUUCUACCCAUCUCCAUUCCCAGUCAAAGAUAUUCGGGAUGCUUUUCGAAGCAUACCUGUAUUUCGUAAGAUCCCAAAUUGAGUUGGCUAAGGGAAGGUUUGAAGACGCUGUAACAGCCAUUGAGAAGGCUGGACAGAUAGAUCCUCGUAACGUUGAAAUAGCAGUUCUACUUAGCAGUGUGAGGUUGGUGGGACGUGCUCGUGCUCGUGGAAAUGAUUUAUUCAAAUCAGAAAGGUUCACCGAGGCCUGCUCAGCUUAUGGGGAAGGCCUCAGACAUGAUCCUUCAAAUUCUGUUCUCUACUGCAAUAGAGCGGCUUGUUGGUUUAAGCUUGGCAUGUGGGAACACUCAGUCGAUGAUUGUAAUCAAGCCCUCCGUAUCCAACCCAGUUACAUCAAAGCUCUGCUUCGAAGGGCUGCCUCAAACCGCAAGCUCGAGCGGUGGAGUGAAGCUGUAAGAGAUUAUGAAGUGUUGAGACGGGAACUCCCAGACGACAAAGAGGUUGCGGAAUCACUGUUCCACGCACAUGUUGCUUUGAAGAAGUCACGGGGAGAAGAGGUACAUAACAUGAAAUUUGGUGGGGAAGUGGAGUCUGUUUCAGGUCUUGAGCAGUUCCGAGCUGCUGUUUCAUCACCUGGUGCAUCCGUGGUCCAUUUCAAUACGGGCUCCAGCACAGAAUGUAAGCAGAUAUCUCCGUUUCUGGACACAUUAUGUGCCAGAUAUCCGUCUAUCAAUUUUCUCAAGGUGGACAUUGAAGAGAGCCCUUCAAUUGCUCAUGCUGAGAACGUCAGAAUCGUGCCAACGUUCAAGAUCUACAAAAGGGGCACGCGAGUGAAGGAAGUGAUCUGCCCGAGCCCCGAGGUCUUGGAGUCAUCGGUGAGGCAUUACAACAUAUAAAAGAUGAUUCUUGAAAAUUUGAUAUACCUACACAUUGUGUUGUCUUUGGGGAUAGGAUGGCCAAAAGCCAUAGAGUAGUAGCCGUUGCUUUUUUGGCGUAAAAAUUCAUUCUUUCGUCCGAUUCCAUCAUCGUCUUCGCCUUUCUCCACUUCUCAUUCAUAUAUUUUCUUGAGAUCUUUUUAUCUUUACCAUUUCUAUUUAGAGCAAAGCCUUGUCCUAGUAAAUGUGCAUUGGAGAAAAGGGUAGUGAAGGUUGUGUACAAUUAUUUUGCCUUUAGUUGAAGUUUAGAGAGAGGGAUUGUUUGGCAUGGGUUUUAGAUAAGGAUGUGUACAUGUACAUAUGUGAUGAUGAAAUAUACACAAAAUUGGAGGUAUUGGGCUAGUGAAAGAAGGAUGAGGUCAUUGAUAUUGAUGUUUCUUUCUCAAUCAUUUAAUCAAUAACAAAUAUAUUCUACAUUUUUUUUUUAUCAUUUCAGUGUAUUUUACCAUUGUAGACUAUGUAAACACCUUCAUAUUUAUACAUAUCCCUAUUUAUUCCA
This is a messenger RNA of Salvia hispanica, 2764 nucleotides long. Its product is annotated as TPR repeat-containing thioredoxin TTL1-like. Gene Ontology annotation, cellular component: cytoplasm. Gene Ontology annotation, molecular function: protein binding. The record is from RefSeq and is a predicted model, not a curated record. NCBI's taxonomy places the organism in Eukaryota, Viridiplantae, Streptophyta, Magnoliopsida, Lamiales, Lamiaceae.